AUGGCGGCCGAAGUAGAUCUAAAUUUUCUUGGAGCUACUUUAGCAAGAUUAAACAAAGAAGAUUUAGUGUCAAUUAUUCUCAGCAGGCAAGUGGAAAUGGAAAGUGUCCCAAAAAUGUCUGAAGCAACAGUAGAAAAACUUAAGCAAAUGGUCAAGUCACAUCUCUUACCCAAAACAACAGAAGUAUUAUCAAUUGAAGAACAUAGCAAUAAACAAACAGAUAAAACCAAAGAGUUAUUGGAAAAAAUGGUAUCACAGCUGGAGAGCAGAAUAACUGAACAGAGUAACAUUAUUAAACAUUUCGUGGAGACAAACAAACAACAGCAAAGUGAGGUUAAAAGCACAUACAAAUCAAUUUUGACAAAAAAAGAUAAGGCUAAGGUGGAAAACAGUAAAAGUAAUGAAGAAAUCAAUCAAUCAAGCAAAAGUUUUAAUACACACGGUGACUUAAAAGAACAACAAAAUGCUAACUUAAAAGAAAUUGAAAAACAGCAGUCUGAGUUGGCACAAAGCAUUAUUAACUUAACAAAACCCGAUCAAAAAACAGAAAUAUCCCAUAAAAAAUACACAAAAAGAUUUGGAACUGAGAAAGUGGAGGAAAAAAACAAAGAAACUGGGUUUGUUGGAGCCGACAGAAAAGCCUGGUUAUACAUAUAUAAUGUUAAAAAUCAUGUAAGCACUGACAUGAUAAAAAAGUACUUAAAAGAUAAAUUGCAAAUGGACUUAAAUUUAAUAGAAUGUUAUAACAUAGAUGGAGAUAGCAAUAAACCAAAAAGAUUCAAAGUGGGGGCCCCAAUGGACAAAAAAGAUCAGCUAUACCAAAAUAGUUUCUGGCCAGAGGGGGUGGGAAUAAAAAGAUUUCGAUUUAAUAAAAAUUCAGAAAAACCACCAGCAAAUUUUUUAUAAAUAAGAAAAUAACAUUUAAUCAGAAAACAAUAACAAUUUUACAUCAAAAUACUCAAUCCAUCGGUAACGCUCAUAACCAACUUCAGGAAAUGCUGGAAAAUGAAGUGAAAUGUGAUGUGGUGUGCCUGACGGAAACUUGGAGAACAGAAAAUGAAAUGAAAACAUACAACCUAAAAAAUUUCAAGUUAUUGUCAGCAUUUGGCAGGGAAAGCGGACAGCACGGAGGUGCAGCCAUAUAUGCAAAGUCAAAUCUAAUAGGGAAAGAAAGAAAAGACGUUAAAAUACUAUCAAAACCAAUGUAUAUAGAGUGUGCAGCAGCAGAAAUUACAAUAGAAAAGGUUAAGUAUAUUGUUGUUUCAGUGUAUAGGCCUCCAGGAAAUUCAAAUAUUUUUUUUACUAGAUUGGAACAAAUUUUAAAUCUCUUAAGCAUUGAAAAUAAAAAUAUUAUAUGUGCAGG
Molecule: messenger RNA, 1363 nt
Organism: Brassicogethes aeneus
Lineage: Eukaryota; Metazoa; Arthropoda; Insecta; Coleoptera; Nitidulidae
Source: the annotation of a GenBank genome assembly